AUGUUUAGUGGAACUUUUUCACUUUUAUUUUUUUCUAUAUUAUUUUUGCCGUCUAAUAUUAUUUGCAUUGAGAAUGGAAGACGGAAAAUUUAUCCUUUUCAAAAUACCUCGUUGCCAUUCAAUGAACGAGUUGAUGAUUUAGUUAGUCGGCUUAAUGUAUCUGAAAUUAUUCUUCAGUUGUCCAGGGGUGGAUCUGUCUAUCCUGCCCCAGCAAUACCCCGAUUUGGGAUCAAACCUUACCAAUGGGACACCGAAUGUCUUCGGGGAGAUGCAGACGCAGGCAUCGCUACGGCCUUCCCCCAGGCUAUUGGACUGGCCGCAGCUUUCAGUCCAAAAUUGAUCUAUGAAGUGGCUGAGGCAGUUGGAGAAGAGGUUCAUGCCAAACACAUUGAUUUCAUGAAACGGCGUCAAAUGGGAACCCACACAGGCAUGAGUUGUUUUAGCCCUGUUAUCAACAUUGUCAGACACCCACUCUGGGGACGAAUACAGGAAACGUAUGGUGAGGAUCCUUACUUAACAGGCGUCUAUGCCACUGGAUAUGUGCAAGGAUUGCAGGGGCCCAACCCCCAUUAUGUUCGUGCAACUUCUGGUUGCAAACAUUUUGCUGCAUAUGCUGGGCCUGAAAAUCGACCUGUGUCUCGACUUGGUUUUAAUGCACAGGUAUCUGAAAGAGAUCUUCGACUUACCCAUCUGCCUGCCUUCCAAACCUGUGUAGAGGCUGGAACUUAUAAUAUUAUGUGCAGUUACAACAGCGUCAAUGGCAUACCAGCCUGUGCCCACAAACGUUUGCUUACAGACAUUUUACGCAAAGAAUGGGGUUUUAAAGGUUACGUUAUUAGUGAUGAAGGUGCCAUUGAAUUUAUGUUGAUUUGGCACGGCUACAGAACGACCCCAACCAAAAUUGCUGCAGCUAGUCUUAACGCAGGAUGUAAUCUUGAACUGUCAGCCGCUCUCAAAAAACCUUUUUAUUUUGAGCUUGAUGAUGCCUUGAGGAAGGGUCUUGUGACUGAAAAGACAAUCCGUGAAAGUGUUAAGCCUCUGUUUUACACCCGGAUGAAACUUGGUGAAUUUGAUCCGCCACACAUGAAUCCUUAUUCGCAUUUAAACAUGUCUGUUGUACAGAGUCCAGCUCAUCAGAAACUGGCAGUGAAAGCAGCUCUUCACACGUUUGUCUUGUUGAAAAAUGAUCAUAAUAUUCUACCUCUCAAGAAGGAGUUUUCUCGUAUUGCAAUUCUUGGUCCAAUGGCUAACAAUACUGUCCAAAUGUAUGGUGAUUACAGUCCAAGCAUUGACCCUAAAUAUGCAGUGACACCUUUGGCUGGUCUUUCUGCUUUGGCUGAACAGUCUAACUAUGCAGCUGGAUGCACAGAUAAUAAAUGCACAGAUUACAAUGAAGAUGAAAUUAAAAAAGCUGUCAAAGAUACACAGCUUAUAAUUGUCUGCCUGGGAACAGGUAAAGAAAUUGAAAUGGAAGGACAUGACCGUAAAAAUCUCGACCUCCCAGGUAAACAACUCCAAUUGCUUCAAGAUGCUGUUAAAUAUGGUCCUGGCAUUCCUGUGGUCUUACUUAUUUUUAGUGCUGGACCACUGGACAUUUCUUGGGCUGAUCAAAGUUCUCAUGUAUCAGCCAUUGUCCAGUGUUUCUUCCCAGCUCAAGCAACAGGUACAGCUCUCUACAUGAUGCUGGUUAAUAAUCAACGAACAGACUCUAAUCCAUCAGCCAGGUUACCACUUACAUGGCCGGCCUCCAUGAAUCAGGUUCCUCCAAUGACAAACUAUUCAAUGGUAGGAAGGACAUACCGUUAUUUUGUUGGUGAACCUCUUUACCACUUUGGAUAUGGCCUUUCUUAUUCAAAAUUUUUUUAUUCAAAAUUUGACAUACCUGCUAACGUAACUGUUGGCAAUCCAGUGGCGCUGUCUGUUCAAGUUCAAAAUAUGGGUCCUUAUGAUGGUGCUGAAGUGACACAAGUAUAUAUUUCUUGGGUGAAUCCUUCAGUACCUAUGCCAAAAAUCCAAUUGGCUGGCUUUCAGCGGACUUCGUGGAAGGUUAAAGAAAGUGGCCUGUUGAAAUUUAUAAUUCAACCAAAACAACUGGCUGUAUGGGAUGAUCACAAAGGAUUUAUAGUCAAGGAAGGUGAGAUAGUGGUUACAGUUGGAGGUUACCAACCUGGAAUUAAACGUAGAGUCAGUUCCAAUGUCUUGAAGAAAACCAUUUUUAUAACAGGACCCACGCUAUCAUUAGGACCAAAUUAUAAAAUUUAA
This is a messenger RNA of Acanthosepion pharaonis, 2262 nucleotides long. The record is from the annotation of a GenBank genome assembly. NCBI's taxonomy places the organism in Eukaryota, Metazoa, Mollusca, Cephalopoda, Sepiida, Sepiidae.